This is a messenger RNA of Seriola dumerili (greater amberjack), 1242 nucleotides long. Its product is annotated as zona pellucida-like domain-containing protein 1. Gene Ontology annotation, cellular component: cell surface. The coding region runs from base 1 to 1242 and encodes 413 amino acids. The transcript has 10 exons. NCBI's taxonomy places the organism in Eukaryota, Metazoa, Chordata, Actinopteri, Carangiformes, Carangidae. The record is from RefSeq and is a predicted model, not a curated record.
AUGAGGCUGGUCCCCCUUAUAUAUCAACUCGCCACACUCCUUCUUGUCCAUGCUCAAAAUGCUUGCAUCGGACGAUCCACGUUCAGGAGUCCAGCUAACUCAGACAUCCAGGUCCUCUGUGGCUCUCGAACAGUGGACCUUCAAAUCUUGUUGUGUCCCAUCUAUUUCAAUGGAUAUAAUGAGUCCCUGCUGGCCCUCAACUCAGAGCACACCAAACAGCAGUGUAAAGGGACUCCUGACUGGACGGCCGACCCACCUGUUGUCAAAUUCAACUUCUCCAUCACAGAGGACGCGAUCACUGCCUGCUCCAGCAAGCUGACAGUCACUCAGGAGAUGGGAACUGGACUGUUGGCAGACUUCUCCCAUGUCCAGUACAUCAACAUCUCAGGCAUGGUCUGCUCGAAGGACCCCAGCACAGGAGCCAUUACCUAUCACCAAGAGGUGAUGUACAGGUUCUCCUGCCGCUACCCUCUUCAGUACCUGGUCAACAAUACUCAGAUGAGCGUGUCUGGGGUCAGUCUGGCAGUCAAAGACAAUAAUGGGAGUUUCAUCAGCACGCUGAGCAUGCGACUGUAUUCGGACAAUGACUACUCCUUCAUGCUGCGGAUCCCCCCGGGAGGCCUUGAGCUAAAGACCAGGAUCUUUGUAGAAGUGAAGGCGUCCAACCUCACCAACAGAUUCAACGUGCUCCUGGACCGAUGUUAUGCCACGACCUCACCUUUCCCCAUCAACACCACAUCUCACAAUCUCUUUGUUGGGUGUGACCGAGAUGGCCAGACUGUAAUGGGAGUCAACGGGCAACAGCAGGAAGCUCGCUUCUCCUUCGAGGCUUUCCGCUUUGUCCAAAGCACAGAUGAGACUUUCUCCACUUAUUAUGUACACUGUGCCACCCGGCUUUGUAUGAACUCCUUCUGCCACAACCUGAUUCAGAACUGCACCAGCAGCACCAACUCAAGAACACGCCGCAGCAUCAGCGACCACCAGGGCACCAUAGUGAGUGACAUGGCCACCAUCAGUUCAGGCCCCAUCACCACCCGCUCAGAUAACGGUGAGAACCUGAAUGGCUAUUUGCUGGCAUCUGGAGGAACUGUGCAGACUGAUAUGAAUAGCACCAUGCUGGCUGUUUCAGUCGUAGCGGGCGUUGUCGGAGCCAUCUGCCUUACUCUGGUGGUUUUCAUUGUUUACCACAUGUACAAGUCCAAAAUCAUUUCCAGCGAGACAAUUCUGUGCCCACAGAAGUGA